This is a messenger RNA of Acanthosepion pharaonis, 951 nucleotides long. The record is from the annotation of a GenBank genome assembly. NCBI's taxonomy places the organism in Eukaryota, Metazoa, Mollusca, Cephalopoda, Sepiida, Sepiidae.
AUGUUCCUUCUCCGCUUCCAUUUUACUCACACUCUUUCUCUCAACUUCUAUUUUCUAAUCACCUCUUCCAUUUUAUUGUCCCUCUUACUUUCCCGCUUCAAUAUUAUAUUCAUUCUUUCUUUUACGUUUACAUUAUAUUCUCCCCCUUGUUCAAUUUUAUUCUCCUUCUUUUCCUCAUCCUUAUUCUCCCCCAUUCUUUUCCUCUUUCAUUUUCUUUUCCUUUUAACCAUUGCCUCUAUCAUUUAUUCUCCAACUUUCAUCUCCCCGUCAAUUGUUUUCUCUUUCUAUAUCUUACUUUUCCACUACACUUUUAUUCCCGCUCUUUAUUUUCCUCUUCCAUUUUAUACUCUCUCUUUCAUUUACGCUUUCAGAUUACUCUCAUUCAUUAAUUUACUCUUCCAUUUUAUUCUCACUCUUACUAUUCCUCUUUCAUUUAUUCUCACUUUUUAUUCUAUCACUUUCCUUCCCUCUUGUAUUUUCUUCUACCUCUUACUUUUCCUCUUCCAUUUUAUUCUGCCUCUUCCUUUUCCUCUUCCGUUUCCCCCUCUUUCUUUUCCUUUUCAUUUUUAUUCCCCCUCUUUCUUUCCUACAUCCUCUUUAUUUGCCUGUGCCAUAUUAUUCUGUAUACUUUUUCCUAUUAAAUCUUUCUUUCUUUCAUUUCUUUUUCUAUUUUAUUCUCCCGCUUUUCUUUUCCCCUUCUAUUUACGUCUGCAUCAUUUUCCAUCUUCCAUUUUAUUUCACCUAUUACUUUUCCUCUCCCAUUUUAUUCUUUCGCUUUAUUUUUCUAUUCCUUUUUCUCCUCAUUCGUCUCCUCUUCCAUUUUUUCUCGUUUCUUUUUUCAAUUUCCAUCAUUUCCCUUUCUUCUUUUCUCUUCACAUUUUCUUCUGUUUCAUUUACAUCGCUUUUAUUUUUACUUUCAUUUUUUUUCUUUUCUGGCAUAUUAUUUUCUAA